This is a messenger RNA of Angiostrongylus costaricensis, 1119 nucleotides long. The record is from the annotation of a GenBank genome assembly. Lineage: Eukaryota; Metazoa; Nematoda; Chromadorea; Rhabditida; Metastrongylidae.
UUGUCUGAAGUAAGUUCGAAGUCAUCGUCUACUUUACAAGGUGGAACGUUAAUUAUUCUGGGUGAUAACCAGUCUGGAAAAUCAUCUCUUUUGGCUCGACUAGAGAAAAAUGAGAACGUAGGAGAACGUUCAGCUUUGGAUUACCAUUUCUUGAAUGUGCAAAACGAUUUUCGCGAUGGCAGUUAUGCCUACCAAUUGGGGACCGCGGGUGGACUCGGUCCAGCUGAGAAUCUCAGCUUACCGGUAUGGAUGUUGGAUGGCGAGGAGUGCUUUGCGCCGCUUAUCCAGUACGCACUACCGUUGCCUUCUCCUGCGAAAACUGUUGUGCUUCUCGUCGCCUCUCUAGAUAACCCCAGUUUGAUCCAUUCAAUUAGGCGGUGGGCAAACAUUUUCACCCAACAAGUCCUACAAAAAUACGAUAAAAACGCAAUCACAGAAGCGAAGGCCUCUCAGGAACGGUUUUGGCAGGAAUAUGUUGAACCUGUAGAAUCAUCAAUGACUUCGUCUAUGGCUCCAGGAGCUCUAGAUGACGGUGGUUUGCUGCCUCUUGAACAUGGUGUUCUAUCUGAAAAUUGUGGAGCCAGUUUUGUUGUUGUGAUUACGAAAAGUGACUUAUGUGUUGACCUUACUGAUAUACAAGCAGAUCGUAUCGUUGUACAUGUUCGAAAGCUUUGUCUUCAGCUCGGUGCAGCUUUAAUAUAUACUAGUGCAAAGAAUGUAAAAAACAUUCAGAUGUUGUACAAGUAUGUUGUUCAUCGUGCCUUUGGCUUUCCAUUCACAAAUACGGCUCAGCUUAUUGAAAGAGACUCAGUAUUUGUGCCGGCUGGCUGGGACGGUGACAAGAAAAUCGAGAUAGUCAGGGAAGGUAUACCUGAUGCUGAUACAGUUCUGGAACCGACAAGGGAAAAACCAACGAUUGCAAGGGAACAGUUGAUUGAAGCGGAAGAUGAGCAGGCUUUUCUCCAACGACUUGCCGCAGCCGAAAAUGCGGCACCUGCAGCUCAGAAAAAGACUAACCUUCUAGAUGAUACUGCAGACAACAAGACCCCAUUGUCUAGCUUCUUCUCGAAUCUCUUGAAGGUGACUGUCUUGUAUUUCGUUCUUUUUAAAUAUUGUUAG